AUGCCUAGGCUACCUACCUUUGGUAUAUACGUUGUCAUGCUUCAAUCGGUCUUGCUUACUAUUGCUAAGGUAGGGUUCAUGUUGGGAUUUCUUAUUAUUGCCUUUGGACUUAGCUUUCAUAUUAUACUAGGUCACAAGACUUACUUCAGCAGUGCAUCAUAUUCUUUUAUCAAAGUUUUCGAUAUGAUACUCGGAGAAUUAGACUAUAUCGAAGUCUUCUUUGAUCCUAUAUAUAACGGAAAAACAUUAGCUCCUUAUAAUGUUCUUGCGCUAAUCUUUUAUUUUGGCUUUAUCAUUGUUAUGCCGAUUGCUGCAAUGAACCUGAUGGUUGAUUUAGCCGUAGGCGAUAUACAUAAAAUUGAAAGAAAUGCCGUUCUGAGUUGUUUGAACAUUCAAAAAUUUUAUAUCAGUAAGGAGGAAAAACGAGAGCGGGGAUUGUUCACUCAAAUUCAAAAUAAUUUGAGUCAAGAUAUGAUCGAAGUUAGUCAAUCCAGUGCAGUAGAAAACGAUGUUCGUGAGUUGAAAGAAAUUGCUUCGAAUCAUGGCAGAAGGGUGAAAAUGAUGGCUCAUCAAGUAAAUUACUUGUUGAAAAUUAACUCUGAAAUGAGAGAAAAAUUAAAUAAAAUUUUUGAAAAGGAUAUUAUUAUAUAA
This is a messenger RNA of Trichoplax adhaerens, 651 nucleotides long. RefSeq lists its product as uncharacterized. The transcript is spliced from 7 exons. The coding region runs from base 1 to 651 and encodes 216 amino acids. Gene Ontology annotation, biological process: transmembrane transport; monoatomic ion transport. Gene Ontology annotation, molecular function: monoatomic ion channel activity. The record is from RefSeq and is a predicted model, not a curated record. NCBI's taxonomy places the organism in Eukaryota, Metazoa, Placozoa, Uniplacotomia, Trichoplacea, Trichoplacidae. Gene Ontology annotation, cellular component: membrane.